Protopolystoma xenopodis is the source of this 660-nucleotide messenger RNA. Lineage: Eukaryota; Metazoa; Platyhelminthes; Monogenea; Polystomatidea; Polystomatidae. The record is from the annotation of a GenBank genome assembly.
ACUUUAAUGGGCUCUUAUUUCGAUUCCUUUACAGGUAUAUCGCGCGACCAGUUUAUAGUCAGUUGUUUUAUUCAUUCUUUGGCACGGCGUCCACCAUAUCCUACUUCCAGAGGAGAACAAGAUAGAUCUUCCCUUCCAUCAACUGGCAAGCAAUUAAGGCCAUCCACGUCAGGUGGCUAUCAGUCAGAUGCAGCAUGGCAAACUACCUCUAUUGUCGAUACCAGACUUAUGAAAAAUGGUUUGAUAGACUCUGGGGCUACUCCCAUCGUGGAUACAGGAACACCUACUGACACACAACGGACAGUUGGGUUUCUAACAGGCGGUUUUGCUGAUCUAAUGCAUGUUUCUUCAGAUGAUAGUGAGGCUGAUCAAGCGAAUCCUAUUCGCUUCAGACGUUCGAUUGAUCGGCGGUCUACAGGCACGUUGGUUUCUAAUGAUCAAAUGUUUGAGCCGCGAAGCCCUAAAACUAUACAUGAAAUCACCAGCCCGGAGUUGCUCUAUAGCAAAUGCCCAGGCGCCGAGUUAGAAAGACUGGAGCGCCGGUUGUCAUCUAGAGAGUUUGAUGCGUUUCUUGGAAAAUCAACCAAGCUUCGUCUGGUUGACAUCAGCUUAACAAGACAAGGUGCUUGCUCAGGACAAAAUGGUACGACCUACAAAUAA